Messenger RNA from Setaria italica (foxtail millet), 1339 nucleotides. RefSeq lists its product as uncharacterized. NCBI's taxonomy places the organism in Eukaryota, Viridiplantae, Streptophyta, Magnoliopsida, Poales, Poaceae. The record is from RefSeq and is a predicted model, not a curated record. The annotation marks the transcript as partial. The transcript has a single exon.
CACGGGAAAUGCACGCCAUCCUCGCCCGGGAUCCCGCAGUCGCUGCGCCCCGCGGUGCUGAUCGCCUCGACGUGCGCGCUGCUGCUCCUCGCCACCGCGCUGCUCCUCCCCCCUCGCCCCUCCCCACCCCGCCCGCUGACCACCGCCCCCGCGGACGCCGCCGCAGUCCGCCUCGACGCGCGCGUCACUCGGCGGAGCGGCAACGAGGUGCUGUGGCAGCUGCCGCCGCCGUCGACCCCGCUGCGGGCCGCGCUGUUCGCGGCGCCAGGGUGCACCAUCCGCGCCACCGACUUCUUCGACGCCUCCCCGGGCUGCCCGCGCUGCGCGGGGCUCCCCGAGGAGCGCCGCUUCACCCGCGCCGCGCUCGGCCGCGGGUACGCGGUCCUCGCGGUCUCCAGCCGCGCCGAAUGCUGGUCCCUCGACGAGGGGAAGGGCAGCGAGCUCGCCGCGGUCGAGUCCAUCAUCAGGUGGUGGACCACGGAGGAGUUCCCCCAGCUCGCGGGCCUCCCGCUCGUCGGCAUCGGCGCGUCCUCCGGCGGGUACUUCCUCUCCGCGCUCGCCGCGAGGGUUAAGUUCAGCAGCGUUGCCGUCAUGAUCAUCGAGGGCGUGUACGGGACCAUGGGCGACAUCCCGGCUGGGUACCCGCCGGCGCUGUUCGUGCACAUGCCCAAGGACGCCGAAAGGGCGGGUCUGGUGGCGGACAAUAUGGGCAAGCUCAAGGCGAAGCGCGUCGACGUGCGGGAGAUCCGGUGCGGCGACUUCGCCGUGAGCGCGGAGUUCCUGGCGGAGAGGGUGCCGGGGCUCACCCGCGCCGUCGCAGACGCGCUGGUGGACGUGCUGCGCCGGAAGGGGUUCGUGGAUGAGGAGGGGUUUCUGAAGAAGGACGGGAGGAGCACGCCGUGGAAGAAGGCGGCGGAGGAGGCCAAGGUCUUGCCGGAGGGGUUCCAUCUGGAGAGGCAUGUCACCGAGGAACUGAAUGUUGCCUAUGCGUACCAUGAGUUCACCAGCCUCAAGAAUACUGAGAUCUUCGAAUGGUUCGAGUCCCAUAUGAAUCAUUAGGACUGAAGCCUGAAGGCUUGCGGACGGUGAACUGCGUCAUUGGGCAACUCAAUGUCAUGGAAUUUUGCUGAUUGUUAGAAAAUGAACGACCUUUAACCAUUACCCACAAUAGCUGGAAAGUGAGCAAAAACUUGUGUAAGACUUCUGCUCACAGCUUAUAGCUUACAAUGUCUGCUUGUAGUUUCUGGUAUGAUUGUAUUUCUCUUUGCCACUGAUGUUCCUUCUUGGUGUAAAUUAUAGAAAGCAAAAAAAAAGAAGCCUUGAUUCUGGAUAUACAAUA